This is a messenger RNA of Fusarium venenatum, 502 nucleotides long. NCBI's taxonomy places the organism in Eukaryota, Fungi, Ascomycota, Sordariomycetes, Hypocreales, Nectriaceae. The record is from RefSeq and is a predicted model, not a curated record.
AGAGUCAGUUUCUACCCAACUCAGUAGUUACUAGGUAUGUAGGUAUAUAUAUAGUAAGGCUGUCAUCGAUAGUUAGUUCAAGCCAUGUUGGGAAAUUCGUAUGCAGGCUGAAAUUGCAGCGAGACCAACGGCUCCUCUCGACGUCGGGCCAGGGUCUAGCGAAGCUGUUUUAUACUGGAAUAGAAGUCUUGCACGACGAUCUCUGUUUCUCGUCUGGGGCAUUGAUGUCGUUUAUACUCAAUCGAUGACAAUAGAGGAGGUAACACUUUUGUCGCACCAUCGACUUGAGGGGAAGUUAAAUUUCCUAUCACGCUGCUCGGACCAUGUUCCCUUAUUCUCAUGCUGGAAGCCAGUGGCUAUUGUUCCAAGCAGGGCUAUCGUUGGAGAUGGCGUCGUUGGUAUAUGUUCUGCAAGGGCGGGAAUGAGUUUGAUUGGUUGGCAGAUUCAGCUGAAGGUGAUGCUUAAACUAAUGCCGAAGGAAGGAUCGCAAAAGCCCACGUAG